AUGGCAAGGGGAGCUUCAGCGAGGAGAUACGCCCAGGCGGUCUUCGCCAUAGCGUUGGAACAGGGCGAGCCUGGUAGAUGGCUUGACGAUCUCGCCUUGCUCUCGGACGCGAUGGCUAACGACGACUUCGCUAACUUCCUGGACGCGCCGCAACCUACAUUGAGCCAGAAGAUAAACCUGAUCGAAGAGACGCUCGGUGAUUCAGUCAGCAGGCUCGCUCUGAACCUUGUUUCCCUGCUCGCCUCUCGCAACUCCGCGCGGCUCGCUCGGAGCAUUACGGAGUCGUAUCAGGAGAUGCUGGAUGAGUACAACGGCAUCGAGCGCGCGGAGAUUGUCUCCGCCAUCACAUUGAGCGACGAGCAGCAGCAGCGUAUAGAGACGAUGCUCAAGGACAUUGUGGGCAAGAACAUUACGGCGACAUCGAGGGUGGAGCCGCAUAUACUUGGUGGUUUCGUAGCGCGCGUCGGCGACAAGGUGAUAGACGGCAGCACGCGAACGAGGCUGGACGAUUUGCGACGCCAACUGGCGCAUGGCCUAUAA
This is a messenger RNA of Geodia barretti, 540 nucleotides long. The record is from the annotation of a GenBank genome assembly. Lineage: Eukaryota; Metazoa; Porifera; Demospongiae; Tetractinellida; Geodiidae.